This is a messenger RNA of Raphanus sativus (radish), 649 nucleotides long. Its product is annotated as probable E3 ubiquitin-protein ligase RHB1A. Gene Ontology annotation, molecular function: ubiquitin protein ligase activity; zinc ion binding. Lineage: Eukaryota; Viridiplantae; Streptophyta; Magnoliopsida; Brassicales; Brassicaceae. Gene Ontology annotation, biological process: ubiquitin-dependent protein catabolic process. The coding region runs from base 71 to 619 and encodes 182 amino acids. The transcript has a single exon. The record is from RefSeq and is a predicted model, not a curated record.
CAUCUCAGUUUCCCGUGUGUCUCUCACAACAAACGAUAUUUGCCCUAACUCUCUCUCAUAAAGCAAAACAAUGGAUACUAAAUCAUCAUCAUCGAGGUUCCUCGAUAUCCAAGUAACCGCUAGGGUUCAAUCUUCCUCCUCGUACUCCUCAGAGGUUAUCAUCUUUCAAUCUCACCACGUGGAGAUACUCUUACAAGACAAGCCCAACGGUUCUUCUCUCAUCGAAACCCUAGGCUCCUGCCCGGACCCUCGCCACAAGGACUCUACUCUCUCCCUUGCUUUCGAUAACCUCACACCGAGCUACAUCUUCCAGCGCCUCUUCAAUAAAUUGAAGGACUACGACUUGUCAAAGCACAUAAAGGAAUGUACUAUUGGUGAAUUUCAAAGGCGAGACUUGCCGCAGGGGCAACCACUGCUCAUCACCGUUGUUGUGAAAUCAACACGCAAAGUGUAUUUGGAAAGAGAGGAGAUGUGUUCAAUAUGUUUCGAAGAUUUCGAGAGUAAACCAAUGCGCUUGUUCCCCGGUUGCUUCCAUCAGUUUCAUAGAGAGUGUCUUUUUGAAUGGAUCGAGAGAAGAGGCCAUGACUCUUGCCCUCUCUGCCGCCAUCUUUUCGAAUAAAAUUGGGACUUCAUUGUGUGUUUUUGCUGA